UGGGGAGAGUAGGAAAGAAAGCGACGCGAAAACGCGAUUGAAUUUGGGCACCGCCGCUACCCGUAGUCGGCGUCUCCAAUAUGGCUGCUCCCCAAGAUGUCCACGUCCGAAUCUGUAACCAAGAGAUUAUCAAAUUCGACCUGGAGGUGAAGGCUCUUAUCCAGGAUAUUCGAGACUGUUCAGGACCCUUAAGUGCACUUACAGAACUGAAUACUAAGGUGAAAGAGAAGUUUCAACAGUUACGACACAGAAUACAGGAGCUUGAGCAGUUGGCUAAGGAGCAAGACAAAGAGUCAGAAAAACAGCUUCUACUCCAGGAAGUGGAAAAUCACAAAAGACAGAUGCUCAGCAACCAGACCUCGUGGAGGAAAGCCAAUCUCACUUGCAAAAUUGCAAUUGACAAUCUCGAGAAAGCAGAGCUUCUCCAGGGAGGAGACCCUUUACGGCAAAGGAAAACUACCAAAGAGAGCCUGGCCCAGACAUCCAGCACCAUCACAGAGAGCCUCAUGGGGAUCAGCAGGAUGAUGUCACAGCAGGUCCAGCAAAGCGAGGAGGCUAUGCAGACUCUAGUCAACUCUUCACGAACUAUCCUGGAUGCAAAUGAAGAAUUUAAGUCCAUGUCAGGCACCAUCCAGCUGGGCCGGAAGCUCAUCACAAAGUACAACCGCCGAGAGCUAACGGACAAGCUUCUUAUCUUCCUUGCCCUGGCCCUUUUUCUUGCUACUGUCCUCUAUAUUGUGAAAAAGCGCCUUUUUCCAUUUUUAUAAGAUGUGAGAGCUACCACCUUUGGCCUCAUCACUCUUGUUUUCCGAUCCAUCUAGGAUCCGAGCUCUAGCCAGGCUGCCAAAUUGAGACACAUCCUCCGCGUAUGCUCCAGCUGCUCAGCGGAUCAGGUGGAAGAAAGCAGCUCCUCUGUUUUCUGCAAACGUAUGCCUUGCAAAGAGCAAGCAGAGCAGUGGGGGGCAAGCACCCCUACAGGAUACAGACUCUAAACUUACCCAGCCAUCGGACACUUUGGGUGGCUACUGCUUGGAGCACUUGGAGUCCAACCCCUGAGAUUUUUUGCUCUUUUCUCCCUCACUCGGAGGCUUCAGGGCCAGAUGUGGUGGAGGGGAGAGAAAAGGUGAGAAGAAAGAAGAACUGGUCAUUCCUUGAAUAAACUUGAAUAAACUUCUAUUUAAUAGAAUGAAAGAUGUUGAGUUUCACAAGAUUCUGCUCUGGGAAUUUAUGUGCCUCUUUUAUGACUUUGAGAAUACAAGUUUAGAUAUUGAACAAAGAAUUAGCCGCCACAUGCCAUGUGUCCUAGAUACUGCUGAACAUCACACAUACACCACUAAACCAGACACUGUUCAUCUGUCAAGCAGCAACAGAAAUAAGACCUCACAGCUGUUAGGAAGGGCAGUGCAAAUAGCCUUCUAUUGGAAGUGGCUCAUCCCAACUUCUGAAAAUGCCAAGGUAGAGGUCUCAUCCUCUGUAACAGUACCCUGGUGGCUCCUAGGUGCG
Messenger RNA from Fukomys damarensis (Damara mole-rat), 1503 nucleotides. It is a transcript of the gene Bnip1, whose product is annotated as BCL2 interacting protein 1. Gene Ontology annotation, molecular function: SNAP receptor activity. NCBI's taxonomy places the organism in Eukaryota, Metazoa, Chordata, Mammalia, Rodentia, Bathyergidae. The transcript has 6 exons. Gene Ontology annotation, biological process: retrograde vesicle-mediated transport, Golgi to endoplasmic reticulum. Bases 81 to 767 code for a protein of 228 amino acids. Gene Ontology annotation, cellular component: SNARE complex; endoplasmic reticulum. The record is from RefSeq and is a predicted model, not a curated record.